GUCAAAUAGUUGUUUUUGAAGCAAAAUCAAGUAGUAAAAAUUUGAUAUUUGAGGCACUACCGGCAGCAAAUCGAUCUGUUGUUCAUAUAAAUCCAAUACAAGACCUUGUUUUUUGAGUGAUUUGGGAUAUAACGUAAACAAAAAAUAUGUCAAGAUUUAAACAACCGUUGAAUUUGGAAUGCUUAGCUUUACACAAACUUGGCGAUUGGAUUUCCCAACAAGCUGAGCUACAAAUGAAGAUAUUCAAUGAAGUUGCUCAAAAGGACUCUAGCUCAGCGCAUCUUGCGCUAGAAAAAGCGGUAGUAAAUCUUCGUUGCUAUAUGGAAUACAACGUCCCGUGGAUGCUUCAUGACUUAUUACUUGCUGAAACAAUUAGAGCUUUAGCGGAGCUGCUAGAGAAUAUAAAAAAAUCAUUUGGAUUUCGCGCUAUGGACAGAAUCGUUAGUAGAAUGAACGUCGUAGUAAAAAUGACUGAAGUAAUGCUAACAAAAUAUGUUACUUUCGUAUCGGUGGGUGAAGUACCAAAAAUUUUAAGAACCGUUUUCUUUUCAAAGUUAAAUCUUCUCACAGGUCUUGUAUAUUUAAAUUUAGGUUCGCUAUCGGGUGGAUGGAAAACUGCCGAUUUGGAGGAAUCUAUAAUACAAUCUUUAAAAGAAUUGCAUUUUCUAAAAUAUCUCGUUUUAAAUUACGAUUGUACGGAUAAUAUUUUAAAAUGUAUUGUACAGAAUUGUAAAUCGAUUGAGAAGUUGGAUAUUUCUGAUUCUAUAAGCAUAACGAACGCGAGCGUAGAUAUCAUUGUACAAUUAAAAUUAUUGAAAAGUAUACAGUUAUACAGAACAUUUGUAAGUCUAGAAGGAUUUUCAAAAUUACUUUUGGAUUGUAAGUUUCUAGAAGAUAUCGGAAGAUGUGAUAAUAUUGGAAAAGUAUUAGAAUACAUAACAAUAAUUGAACCAGAAAGGUCUCAGUUUAAUUUGAAGGUAUACGUCAGUCGUUAUGCGGUUGCAAAUCAUUUGCAGUUAGCGGUACAAAUGUGUCCUUUUAUUCGAAACAUGACUGUUUUCCACAACACACUUCAAAGUGAUUUAAUGGCAUUGAUAGGUUUGCAAGACUUGCGUGAAUUGAAAUUACUAUCAUGCGAUUUUUAUGCAGAUAGUGUCAAGCAGGUACUUCAAGUCAAAGGGUGUAACAUAAGCAGCUUACACCUUGAACACGUUGAUCAAAUUGAUUUAAAUGCCCUGAUGUAUAUAAGUCAAAUGUGCCCUUUAUUGGAGAGUUUCACUAUUUACAACUGUACUUUAAUCCAACACACUUCGUUAUUUACGAAAAAAUUGGAAAUAUUGCCGUUUAGAAACUUAAAACGAUUAACUUGUGUAGCUACCUGCACAAACGAACAUCUCUUAUUUUUACUUGAAAAUUGUUUAAAUGUUGAAUUUAUCCAUAUCGGGACUGCUGUACAAUUUACUGAUGAAUUUAUUUUAAAGAUAUUAAAUAAAAAUCCAUUAAUAUAUCUUAAAGAAUUGCGUAUUAUGCAGUCUGAUUUUUUGACUAUGAUAUCUGUCGAGAGGAUUAUACAGAGUUGCAUAAGUUUAAAAGUACUUGUUGAAUUGGAAAGUUGGAGCUUGUUGACUGAAACUGAUCGAGAACAUUUGAGAAAUUACAUAAAAAUUAACAAUUUUAAUGUUGACACGUCACCUUUAAGGCGAUAUGACAUGUAAUUCAAUUUAUGAAUGACUGGUUAAAUUGUGAAAAUAAUAUUUAAACCGUGUGCAACGUCUAUAAGUUUUUCUUUUUUCAAUUUUAUGCCCUCGAGGGGGCAACAGAUUGCUAUUUGCACUAAAUACAUACAACAGUUAUGUAAUUUGUUUCUCUGAGGUUUGAGUUCAUCCUUGGGUCACGUGUGCUUAUUAUAUGAAUAGCGGCUGACAGCGAUAGAACGUAUGAACUAGCAUGAAUCCGAAGGGUUGUUUAAUGAAGGAAACGUUUAACUGUCCAGGUUAUCUAUUGAAUAUAAACUUCUUACUGCCAAAGUACCGACAUAAACCAGCUAAAGACGGACAUGCGACCGAACGAAAAUUGUUUGCAUCCGAUGGCAUUCGUUUAAUCUAAGGCGCUCCAACACCGAUAGUAUAAUACAAAUUUACUUCAGCGUUAGUCUACAUAAAUACAUUCUCAUAGUGACCCUUCGUGCCGGUCGCCGUGUGUUCCUUAAAUUCCUGAAUGAAACAAUUAUUUUAAUGAACGAGAAUAACUUAAACGAAAUUGCAACUCGAGUAGCGUCGUGUGCGAGUGUAUGUGUUUGUAACCUUAAAUAAGAUUACAAUAUUUUAUUUAAGGUUACAAUCCGGUUCGUAAUUUCUAAGUACCUAUUUACGUUUGAAAAGGGUCGUAUGGCCCUUAUAUAAGUGCAUUUGAUAUUAAUAAAAAAUUGUGAAGAUUGAUUUAUUCAUUUACUUAUUAUGUAGGUUUAGAUGCUACAUAUAUACCUAUAUUUAUAUAUAAUAAAUAAGAAAGAAAGAUGGAAAUAUGGUUUGUUGUUUAAAGGCAAUGAAAUUAUAAUUAUCUGUAUGUUUGAAAUGUUACUAUUUUUAAGUAACAAACAUUGCUUAAUAUUACUUUAUUAAAUACUAUGCAAUUAACAUUAUAAGGUAGGUAUUUGUUCGAAAUAGCAGAAAUUAAAAUUAACUUUCUGAGCUUUCAAUUGUAACAUGUAUUGGUGUAACAAUUUGUAAUUGUUAUAUGGAUUCGUGUAAUAUUUUGUAAAUAACUAACAUAAAAAGUUAUCAAAACUAUUUGUUGGUUAUUCAAAAAGAAUUUAAAUUAAAUGUUUUUAGAUAGUGUAUUGAUUGACACACUAAUUAUGUAUAUACAUAUAUAUAUAGUUAAAGAUACUCUACCGAAAUGUCGUCAUUUAUUUAGUUAGUGUUUAAUAAAUAAGUAGGUAUGCUAUGAUGGGGUUGACAUUUUCGAAAGGGUAAAAACCCCUCC
Molecule: messenger RNA, 2985 nt
Organism: Diatraea saccharalis (sugarcane borer)
Lineage: Eukaryota; Metazoa; Arthropoda; Insecta; Lepidoptera; Crambidae
Source: the annotation of a GenBank genome assembly